AUGGCCAUCCGAUACCUCCUACUGCUGUCUCGUCAAGGCAAAGUACGUCUUGCCAAAUGGUUUGAAACACUUGCAUCUAAGGAGAAAACCAAGAUUGUGCGGGAAGUGACAACGCUGGUUCUUGCGCGACGCACCAAGAUGUGCAAUGUGUUGGAAUACAAGGACUCUAAGGUAGUGUACCGGCGGUACGCGUCACUGUUUUUCAUUGCAGGAAUUGAGUCAGACGACAAUGAGCUGAUUACUCUAGAAAUCAUCCAUCGGUAUGUCGAGCAGAUGGACAAGUACUACGGCAAUGUGUGCGAGCUCGACAUUAUCUUCAACUUUACAAAGGCAUACUACAUUUUGGACGAGCUGCUGCUGGCCGGCGAGAUCCAAGAAUCGUCUAAACGUGAGGUUCUGAGGCGCAUAUCUCAGCAAGACGCUUUGGAGGCUGCCGAGGCCGAAGACGAGGGUCUCAGUCGGUUAUUGAAUUGA
This is a messenger RNA of Magnusiomyces paraingens, 474 nucleotides long. RefSeq lists its product as uncharacterized. Gene Ontology annotation, molecular function: clathrin-cargo adaptor activity. Bases 1 to 474 code for a protein of 157 amino acids. Gene Ontology annotation, cellular component: AP-1 adaptor complex; intracellular membrane-bounded organelle. The record is from RefSeq and is a predicted model, not a curated record. Lineage: Eukaryota; Fungi; Ascomycota; Dipodascomycetes; Dipodascales; Dipodascaceae. The transcript has a single exon. Gene Ontology annotation, biological process: protein transport; vesicle-mediated transport.